Trichoderma reesei QM6a is the source of this 774-nucleotide messenger RNA. RefSeq lists its product as uncharacterized. Bases 1 to 774 code for a protein of 257 amino acids. Gene Ontology annotation, cellular component: nucleus; 90S preribosome. The record is from RefSeq and is a predicted model, not a curated record. NCBI's taxonomy places the organism in Eukaryota, Fungi, Ascomycota, Sordariomycetes, Hypocreales, Hypocreaceae. The transcript has 5 exons.
AUGUCGAAUUCAAAGAAGCGAGCUGCCGAAGAUGCGGCACCGGCGAAAAAGGCCAAGAAGAGAAAGGCAAAGCAUGCCGUUGACGACGACAGCCUCGAUACCGAGCUGGGCCUCAACACUCUCUUCUCCAAGAUGGAUGGCCAGCUACUGGCAGACUAUCACGCGCAGAAACUGGCGAGAUUUGGAACCGAUCUGAGUCCUGUAGAGCUUUCAGAUCUAGCCUUGUCAGGUGUACUGAUAUCUGAUAUCCUUGAUGUUGCAGCAUCUUCCAUUACAGACACCACUUCCUGGCAGGAAACCAGGUCGCUAGAAAAGCUGCCUGAAUUUCUCGAAAAGUUCUCAGAACACCCAGAAAGCUUGUCACGGCCGCAGAAAAAGAACGGCAUGCCUCAUACCAUCAUCGUUGCCGGCGCUGGCUUGAGAGCUGCAGAUCUGACCAGAGCUUUGCGAAAGUUCUCAGGAAAAGAUAACCUAGUCGCCAAGCUGUUUGCGAAACACAUGAAAGUCGAGGAGCAAGUCGCCCUACUGCAGAACAAGAAGAUUGGCAUCGGUGUCGGCACGCCGGCGCGUCUGAUGGAGCUCAUUGACAACGGUUCAUUGAAGCUGGACAAGCUGCAGCGCCUGGUCGUCGAUGCCUCCCACAUUGACCAGAAGAAGAGAGGCGUCAUGGAUAUGAAGGACACAAUGAUGCCGCUUGCACGAUUCCUUGCGAGGAAGGAGUUCAAGGAUCGAUAUGCCGACGAGAAGAAGCCUCUGGCGUUGCUCUUUUAUUAA